GGGCCGGGGGAGGAGGGGGAGGAGGAGGGAGCGGCAGCGAGAACCCGUAUCGCCCCGCAUCCCGCCGCCGCCGCCGCGCAAUCCGCCGCCAUCCGCCGUGCCCCGCGCCCAUCACCCCUCCGCACCCGGCUCCCCAGGCACUCCCGGCUCCCCGCCACCACCACAGGUGGGUAUCGGGGACCGGCGGCGGCGGCGGCCGCGGAUAUUUGGGGCGGCAGAUCGGGAGCGGCGCAGAGAAAUUUCCUUACUAGAUGACAUUUCAUCGCAAUGUCCGAUCGUUUGGGGCAAAUAACCAAGGGAAAGGAUGGGAAAAGCAAGUACUCGACUCUCAGCCUGUUUGAUAAGUAUAAAGGAAAGUCAAUAGAAGCUAUCAGAACUACAGUUAUUCCUAGACAUGGCUUACAGAGUCUUGGGAAAGUUGCUGCUGCCCGGCGCAUGCCACCUCCUGCAAACUUGCCUAGCUUGAAGUCUGAGAACAAAGGAAACGACCCCAACAUCAUUAUAGUACCCAAGGACGGUACAGGAUGGGCAAACAAGCAGGAUCAGCCAGACCAAAAGAGUUCCAGUGCGACAGCUGCACAGCUGCAGGAGUCGCUGCCGCAGCAGGGUUUGCAGAAAUCUGUCUCCAAUUUACAGAAGCCGACACAGUCAAUCAGUCAGGAGAGUACAAAUUCAGUGCCAGGUGGACCAAAGUCAUGGGCACAGCUGAAUGGAAAGCCAGCAGGACAAGAAGGUGGUUCAAGGGCCUCAAGCCGACUGUUAUCCUUCUCUCCCGAGGAAUUUCCGACGCUGAAAGCAGCUGGCGAGCAGGACAAGGUUGGCAAAGAAAAGGGCGCCUUAGAUCUGUCGUAUGGGCCAGGACCAAGCCUCCGCCCCCAGAAUGUCACCAGUUGGAGGGAGGGCGGUGGGAGGAACAUAACCUCUGCCACAUCUCUGACCGCCUCCCCUGCUGAGCUGGGCAGCAAGACCUCUAGCACCGGAGAUGGAGCCCCCUCCUCAGUGAGCGCCAGCGAUCCGAAGGAGCCGUCUCUCCGCCCAGCUCAGCCUGUCCGCAAAGGGGCUUCACAGUUCAUGGGAAACGUCUACCAACCACCUACGUACCAUGACAUGCUACCUGCUUUUAUGUGUCCACAACAGCCAUCUGAGACCCCUGCACCGCUGGACCGAGGGUCUUUCCCCCUUCCUCAGCUUCGACUUGAGCCCCGGGUACCUUUCAGACAGUACCAGAUGAAUGACCAGGAUGGAAAAGAGAACAGGCUCAGUCUGUCUCGCCCAACACGUCCAGUUCGACAGCAAGUAGAGAGAGCACCUCGGCCCACCAUCAUCAAUGCAGAGAACCUAAAGGGGCUGGAUGAACUAGACACUGAUGCAGAUGAUGGAUGGGCAGGCAUUCACGAUGAAGUGGAUUAUUCUGAGAAAUUAAAGUUUAGUGAAGAUGAGGAAGAGGAAGAAACUCUUAAAGAUGGACGACAGAAGUGGAACAGCUGGGAUCCCAGAAGGCAGCGACAGUUGUCCCUGAGCUCUGCAGACAGUGCAGAUGUCAAACACACCUCGGAGGAAGGAAAGAAUUGGGGCGACUCAGUUGGCUUGUCCCGGUCAGUCCGGAAAGUGCAGGAUUCACAGCAGCCUCCGAGGAAGCUGAAUGGCUGGAGCUCUGCAUCUGAAUACCAGAAGCCCACACUGGGAAGUACUCUCAGACAGCAGUCCCUCGAGGAUAAAGAAGAAAAGGUGCCACUGAGACAGAAGUUUGUGCACUCUGAGAUCUCUGAGGCUGUCGAGAGAGCCAGGAGGCGGCGGGAGGAGGAGGAGCGGCGAGCCAGGGAGGAGCGUCUGGCAGCCUGUGCUGCAAAGCUGAAGCAACUUGAUCAGAAAUGCAAACUGGCCCAGAAGAGUGGGGAGACCCAGAAACACACAGAGAAUGAAGACCUGCGACCCCCAAGCACAGAGAAGAAUGCCGUGCAAGAAAAUGGUCAUGCUUUCCGUAGAGCAACGCCUGAGUUUCACACACAGGAUGUCUCUGUUGGCUAUCUGGAAGAGGAAACUCCUGCUGCAGCAGCAGCAGCCCAAAGCAGCAGUGAGGAGGAGCUCAGAGAAGCUGCCUCCCCGGCACAAGAAUUCAGCAAAUACCAGAAGUCUCUUCCCCCACGAUUCCAGAGGCAGCAGCAGCAACAGCAGCAGGAGCAGCUGUACAAGAUGCAGCACUGGCAGCAGCAAGUCUACCCUCCCCCAUCCCAUUCCCAUCCCCAACGGACGUUCUACCCGCCGCACCCCCAGAUGCUUGGCUUUGAUCCUCGCUGGAUGAUGAUGCCCUCUUACAUGGACCCUCGCAUGGCCCAGAGUCGCACUCCUGUGGAUUUCUACCCUUCAGCCCUUCACCCUUCAGGAAUUAUGAAGCCCAUGAUUCAGCAGGACUCCAUUGGUGGGAGCAGCUGUCGGUCUGAAGAUCAGGCGGGGCAGGCAGAAAGGAAAACUGCUCCCUUGGACCCUGUGCCAGUGUGGGGCCAGGAGAGCUACGCAUCCCUGCAGAGCAAAGGGUACCCCCUGUCACAUCAAAAACAGGCUGACAACAUGACCGUGGAGGGGCUGCAUGCCAGGAAUGACAGUUACUCAGCUUCUCCUGGAAGGCCAGAGAGUCUGAGCUCCCAGCGAGAUCUCUUUGAGGAGAGAGGGGAGGAGUACUUGAAUGCUUUUGACAAGAAGGCCCAAGCAGACUUUGACAGCUGCCUGUCUUCUCAGAGGAUUGGACAAGAUCUCCUGUUUCAGCAUCAGGAGACUGUGCAGGAAACCUGUCCUGCUGGCAACCGCCAUGCAAACUUGAGGUGUUCGCCCCUGGAGCCUGAUUUUAUCCAAGCAGAGAAGAAGCCUGAAUAUAAUGGCUGGGAUAUCAGCCAUCAUCAGAAACCUGCAGAGGCUGCAGCGGAAGUUGCCGGAGAAGUGUCCAGGGAUGAGCAGUCAUUCAGUGCUGACCCGUGGAAGAAAGAAGGAGCUAAUACCAAACAGCCCACUGAAGAAACAACAGAGUGGGCUCCUGAGAACCGGAACGCCAGUGGUCAGCACCAGGAGCAAAUGGGGAGGUCGCGGCGAUCAGGCCCGAUUAAAAAACCAGUGUUGAAAGCCCUCAAGGUGGAAGAGAAGGAGAAGGAGAUGGAGAAGGUUAAACUGGAGGGAGAGGACACCUCGCACCCCCUGAAGGAGAAGGCAGCUGUUCAGAAAGCAGAAAAUGAGUCAGAUGAUUCUGCAUCCUUACUGAACUCCACACGUUACUUGCUAGAUGAGAAAGGUUCUUCCCAAGCCAGUCUUGCCCGAGAGGCUGAGAAAUCCCAAGAGGAGGAAGAGGAAGAGGAGGAGGAGGAAGAGAAGCCAGAAAGAACCUGGGAGAACAAACUAUCCAGAGAGUCCGGUGAUCUCCCUCCCACAAAAAGAAACAACUGGAUCUUCAUUGAUGAGGAACAAGCCUUUGGUGGGAGAGGUCAAGGGCGUGGGCGAGGGAGAGGCUUCAGAGAGUUCACUUUCAGAGGCCGAGGCACUGUUGUGGGCAACCGGGGAGUCUAUAACAACCAGCGGAGCAGCCGAGGGCGGGGGCUUCGGGAGUUCAGCCAGCCGGAGGACUUCCCCAGAGGCAAGCCAAGGCGCCGGAUUGCAAGUGAGACACACAGUGAAGGGUCAGAAUAUGAGGAGCUCCCCAAGCGUCGCCGGCAGAGGGGCUCGGAAAACAGCAAUGAAGGCUCUGUGCUGGACAGGGAGGACAGCGAUUUGAAAAAGGGAGACUUCAAAGAGUCUUGGAGGUCCAACAAAAUCUAUUCAGAUGAUCACAGUAGUCUGGAUCCGAAGAUGAGGGCUCCAAGAGCUUUUGGGAGAUCACUGCCGCCAAGACUGAGCAACUCUGGCUAUGGGCGAAGGGGUUUCAUGGGGAAGGAGCCCACCCAGUGGCAAGGCAGGAGUGGGGGAGCAGGGUGGCAGGAGUACAGCCACACCUCUCCAUCGGACACUUUUGGGAGCAGGCAGCAGUCUGACAGGGACUACAUUCAGGAUUCUUAUAAACACGUGGAUUCCUUCUCCAGCCGGGUUUUUGAUGAGAGUCAUCUGGAUGACAAAAGGCCCUUUUUCCAGGAGGAUUACUCGGCAGAUCAGGAGAACAUAGAGAACAGGCCAUUCAGGAGGCGGCGUCCCCCCCGCCAAGACAAGCCCCCACGAUUCAGGCGCCUCAGGCAAGAGAGGGAGUCGGUUGGCCAGUGGAACCCUGAGGACGGAGGCCCCAACCUGCUGCCUAGCCAGUGGCCUGGAAGACCCAAGCUGACCACUGCAGAGAAGAGCAGCAUCUCGGGCAGACGGUCUCCUGAGCUGUCCUACCAGAACUCAUCGGACCAUGCCAACGAGGAGUGGGAGACAGCAUCUGAAAGCAGUGACUUCAGCGAGCGGCGGGAGAGGCGAGAUGGAGUUUCUGAGAGUGAAGGCCAGCUGGAAGGUGGCCUUGGGAGUGGGAGCGUGGGAGAGAAGAGGGAGCUGGCGAAGAGGAGCUUCUCAAGCCAGAGGCCGCUUGUUGACAGGCAGAGCCGCAAGGCCGAGCCAGCAGGGUUUGUGGAGCAGUCUGUCAGGACUGGUGUAGGAGCAGCUUCCAGAUAUGAAAGCCAGCAGAAUGGGACCCUGAUAAAAAGCAAAAGAUCUCCAGAAGAAGGAGGGGGCCUUGGCAACACCAGUGGUGGGAGCAGCCACUCCAUUUACAGCUUGGAUAGGGCUUCCCAUGCCAACUUGGAAAGUGCUGAGGGGCUAGGUAAAAAGCUAGAGAAGGAGCCCAAAUCCACCCCGCAAAGAGCAAGCGAGAAGGGAGAGGCCUUGUCUCAGUUCGAACUGAGUUAUGGAAGUACCAUCAUUGAUAAUCGGGUGUCGAACGCAGCAGAAGAGAAUGAAGUAGGUUCUAUGGCAGGUGAAGGCUUCAUUGAGGUUCUUACUAAAAAGCAGCGCCGUUUGCUGGAAGAGGAGCGAAGGAAGAAGGAGCAGGCUGCUCAGGCACCAGCUAAGGCCCGCGUCCUUCAGUCUCGCAUUCCUCCUCGAUUUGCUAAGAAGCAGAACAGCUUGUGCUUGGAGCAAAGCGAUGUAACAGUUUCUGGAAACAGCCUGGGCACAGAGAUCUGGGAGAGCAACAGCCCAGCUCUUUCUGUUCAGUCUCCUGGCAGUGAUUCCUGGAGCAAGCCUGUAAAUACCUUUAACAGUACUGAAUCCAGCACCACUGAGCAGGGUUUUAAAGGCAGCCAGGGGGAUAGUGGCAUUGACUUGAGCGCAGAGUCUCGGGAAUCCUCCGCUACCUCCUCUCAGCGCAGUUCUCCAUAUGGCACCCUCAAACCAGAGGAGAUGAAUGGGGCUGGCCUGGUGGACCCAAAGCCUGACUGCCAGAAGGAGCAAGUGCAGAAGCAAUCUGAUAAAAAGGAUUCAGAUCAAGGCUCAGGACAGAACAAGGAACACAAGCCUGGACCAAUCGGCAACGAACGCUCCCUGAAAAACAGAAAGGGUUCGGAGGGAACGGAACGGCUGGAAGGGAAUAUUCCCCCUGUUAAUGGGGUGGAAAUUCACGUGGAUUCUGUACUUCCUGUGCCACCCAUUGAAUUUGGAGUAAAUCCUAAAGACUCUGACUUCAGCUUGCCACCUGGUUCUGCCUCUGGCACUGCAGCUAACCCUGUUACCAAAUUGCAGGAUGCCUUGGCCAGUAAUGCAGGGUUAACACAGUCCAUUCCCAUUCUGCGAAGAGAUCAUCACCUCCAGCGGUGCAUUGGCCUGAACCCAAUGUCCUUCCCCACUGCAGACCUUACUCUUAAGAUGGAGUCUGCUCGUAAAGCUUGGGAAAACUCUCCUAGUUUACCAGAACAGAACUCCCCAGGAGGCGCAGGCUCAGGCAUCCAGCCUCCUUCCAGUGUUGGAGCUUCCAAUGGCGUCAGCUACAGCUCUUUUGGUGGAGUUUCUAUGCCUCCUAUGCCUGUGGCGUCCGUAGCACCUUCUGCAUCUAUUCCAGGUAACCAUAUUCCACCCCUCUAUCUGGAUGGCCAUGUGUUUGCAAGUCAGCCCCGCCUGGUCCCUCAGACGAUACCUCAGCAGCAGAGCUACCAACAGGCUGCUGCUGCUCAACAGAUUCCCAUUUCUCUCCACACAUCCUUACAGGCCCAAGCUCAGCUUGGGCUGAGGGGUGGUCUGCCUGUUUCCCAGUCCCAGGAGAUGUACAGCUCCAUACAGCCCUUCAGAUACAAACUACAAGACAAGAACAAAAUAAAUGCCUGCACUUUGGAGAAAAAAAUGUCUCAGGUGUAUAUGCACCCCAGUCUGUCUCAGCCCAGCACCAUGGUCCUGACAGGAGGCACUGCUCUGAAGCCUCCGUAUUCCGCCUUCCCGGGCAUGCAGCCCUUAGAGGUGGUGAAAACCCAGUCUGGGUCCCCCUAUCAGCCCAUGAAUGGAAGCCAGACGCUGGUUUAUGAAGGCCAGAUAAACCAGGCAGCUGGUAUGGGAGCCUCCCAGAUGAUGGAUUCUCAGCUUACACAGUUAACAAUGCCUGUGCCUGGCUCCCAGCUUCCUCUGCCCCGCUACGGCUCUGGCCAGCAGCCCCUGAUUCUACCACAGUCCAUCCAGCUUCCUCAGGGGCAAAACCUGCCUGUAGGAGCUCCCCGAAGACUCCUCCCUCCUGGAUCCCAGCCUUCUGUUCUUGCUACCAGCAGGGAGUCCUCCCAAAUGGAAAUGAAAGGGUUUCAUUUCUCCGAUGGUAAACCGAAUAUGUCCUCUGGAGGGUCUGUACCAUCACCACACACGUACAGAAUUUACUCCAUGAAUAUUGUCGACUCUUCGAUUUCCAGGCCUAGCUCUGCCAGCCCAAGCGGGAAGCCAUCUGGACCAGCAGUUAAUAUGGGCUCUGUGCAAGGACACUAUGUACAACAGGCAAAGCAGCGGGUGGAUGAAAAUAAAGCCAAUCUGGGAGCAGUAAAGCUGCAAGAAACAGCCUCCACAAACCAGAUGAAGCCAGUGCGCACAGGAGCGAUCAAACCUCAGGCAGUCAAAGUGGAGGAAAGCAAGGCCUAGGAGUACGUCCGAUGCCCAGCUGGUCCUGUUGCCUGAGAGGCACUGCAGCUUAGACUGGACCCCACUGGAUCUCCUGAAAAUCUCACCAGAUCUGCUUCCUGCCCCACAUUGACUGACUACAAUGACAUCAUCCAAGCCCCUCUCCCAACAAAGCAGUUUGAAACAGUGGAUAUGACAUUGACCUGCUUGCUUUAAAACAAACCAACCAUGUGACUUAAGUGGCUUGAGCCAUUCCCCUCCCAUGCACCAUCCACAGGUAGCUGUGACCGCUCACUUGGCAAAGCCUGUCCUUCUCCUUCCCUACUUCUGUCUCAGCGGAGUGGCAACUGGGGGAGAGGGGUUAGUUUGAGGUUUUUCAUUUUAAAGGCAGCUGAGGUUUUUACAAAAAAAGCUAUAUCUUUGUUUAUAGCAGAACUUUUAUAUGUUCUUUCAUUUCCCCCCCCCUUCUUUCUGCUUUCCUCAUUCCUUCCAGAAAAGAAUUCCCUUCAGCUAAAAUUAUGUUCUCACAAAACUGCUUAGUUUUAUAUACGGUUCUGUACUAUGUUGAGAAUCAUGACUCUUCUAAAUUGAGUGAGUUUGGGUAUAUUUUCCCCAGAUUAUUUAGCCUUUCAGAUUAUUUGAUUUAAAAAAAAAAAAAACAAACCAGGACAGUUACGGCAUUCAUUAAUUUUUCAGUAUUUUUGUUUUAAGCUAGAAGCAGUGCUUGCGUUAGAAAUAAAUGUGUACUAAAGGUAUAUAGUAGAUCAGUGCAUUAAUCUUGAAACUUGCACCACUUUAAUUGUAGCUUUGGGGUGCCUUGUGCACAACAAAAUGUGGCAUUUUCGUUUUAAGAGAAAAAAAAACCCACCAAAUUUCUGUUGCAAGCUCAUCCAGAUUUAGGUUUUGGGGUUUUUUUUUUUUUAGUGGGUUUGGGAUUUUUUUAGUGACUGCCAAACCCCCACCAAAAUGUAAAUCAUAGAUUUACGAAAUGUAAAAUCUGUUAAGAAAAAUCUCCUCACUGCAUAUGGGUCAGAAGAGUUGGCUAGAGCCAACGGGUCUGUACGGACUACUUUUUGUAGUUGUGAUGCUCUCUCUUAUGCUCCCUACCUUGGCCACUCUUAAUUCUUCAUGUCUCCUGAGACUUGUUCUAUAUUGCGUUCAUCCCUUGGGGCUGCUCUCCUAAGCUUUGCCCUUCUCCCGUUUCCCUGGGUCUUGCUUUCUGUUCCUCUAACUGAUGGCCUUUUGUAAAAUUUGCAUAGAAACGCAUCGAUAAGGGAGCCCCUCUGCAAGGCAGCCAUUUUAGCACACUUGGAACCUCCUUUUUUGUGUUGGAAGCACACGCUUACAGAGACGGUUUGGAAUCAUCCUUGUUACUCUUCUUCCCCGGAUGAACAGCAAAGGAUUCUUUACUUUUGAUGCAGUUGCAUAUAGCGCAUACACAGUGUCGUUGCCUCACACCUCCUCACCAGUAUUUGAUGAUCUAUGAAAGGAAGGUCCCGGCGGGAGGGGGUUGGGUUUUUAUUUCAUUGGUUCUUCAGUUUUGGUUUAUUGCGUGUGUGUGUGUAUGUAGAUUUUUAGGACGGACUUACAGGUUCCUGAACAUGCUUGGAGUCCUUCAGCUGACUGUAGUCUUAAGUAAACUCAACUACUUUCAGCUAACUUGGUUUGUGUUGUUUAGCUCUUUCAAAAUGUAAAGUAGGCUGGUCGCUCUGAAGUGAGGGAAAGAAAACUUCAUUUCUGCAGGAGAUGAUAGCUUGCUAACUGGCUGUGCCGUCUGCCUCUGCUAGGUGGCAGCAAGUCAUUUGGUGGUGGUUCCAAAGAAGAUACUUUGAACAAAGAAUGUAUUUGGGAAGGGAUCUGAAAGGUAUUCUUGUUUCUUCAUUUGCUUCCCUGCCCUUUCUGGGAAAGAUCCUUCAUAACUUUCUAGGGAUGCAUUUGAAGUUUUAAGCUAAGUAUAAAUAAGAAUUUUAUACAAUAGCUUUAAAGAGCUUAGAAAACUAAACUAACUUAGACAUAGUAAUGUCCCCUCUCCAGAGGUGUCCCCAUUGACCAUGGCAGAGAAGCUGAAGGGAAAGGAAUAGGAUGGUACUUUAAGAAAAACAAAAGCUCUUCUUUUUUUUUCUCAUGUUUUAUGGAUUUCUAACUUCAGAGUGUGCCAGCAUCUCUCUAGCUUCCUCCUUGAAGUACAGGGUUUGAGAUGUAGUGACAAAUAUUUCCCCAGCCUUCAGACAUCUCCCAGACCUGCAUCCUCAUCUGCUAGUCCUGCUCCCAACAUUUUCCAAAGAUUGCUUCACCAGUAAGUCAUCCCACCCCCCUUCCUAUUUUCUUCCUUGGAAUAUCAUGAACAACAGAAUUGUCUGGUUUUUUCUUUUUUUAUUAUCCUUCUGCCCAGCUGGCCCUAGCUAAUAUCAGCCCAGAAUCUAACUAAUGGCUAAAGAGACUUACCCGAGCCCCCCUCUUUCCUACCCUAGACACACUACUUAAGCUUUACAAAGACACCAGCCUCUUUCCUCCCAUGUAUGACUUGAAAAUGGUCAGAUGUGUUGGAGAAAUUGGGUUAUUGCUAGAAACAAGUUAUUGCAGUCCCUCUGGUGUAAAUGCCAUCAGAACUACAAUACUUCCUGUUGAAAAAGGUCACCCUUCUUUCUCUUUUAACCCCUCCAUUCCUUCCCCCAACAGAAUAAAACACUAGAAUUUAUUUAUACGUAUUUGAUGUUGUAGGUCUAGGUGAAAAAGUAAUUGUUUCACUGCUCUAUUUAUAUAUUAUGUCUGAAUUAUUCUGUGCAGGAAAGGCCAAGAAAUGCAUGUGAGCUUCAUUCCAUUCCUCACCUUUGCGUGACUGUCAGCUGCAGUUGGCAAGACUCUCUUUCACUUAAUGGAGUUUUGUGUGAUGGAAAGCAGUUUUAGAGCCCAAACUUCUAAGGUGCAAUAUCCUUCUUCUCUAGCAUAUUUUUUGUUUGUUUGUUUAAAGCUAGUACAAGGUUAGUGCAGUGUUUGUGGUGCUCUUGAAUCACAAGGAAAGUCUCUGAUCCUCAAGGUGCAGAAAUGCCAAGGGUGCUGGUACACUGAUACAAAUUCAGCUUGGGGAAGAGGAGAAUGGAGAUGUAUAGAGUGUGGGAUGUGGUUUAUAGGGGAUAAUUCUGCUUGCAGUCUCCACUGCUGAAGGGUCGAGCCCUAACGAUUUAUUCCUUUGCGAGUUGCUUUUGCUUUGACUGGAAAUCAGCUACCAAAUUGCAGGAGGCUUCUGCUAGGAAAGGUGCAGUGGGAGGGAGAGGUGGAAUCCAUAUUUUCAGCAACAAUGGGUGAAGCAGAAAUAUUCAGAGGCUGACUUUGCUGCUUUUUGUUCAGCUGAAGGUCUGAAGCAUGUGUGUAAACCGUUCUUUUAUACGCAGGAUUCAUGGCCUAGCAGCUGCAUUCAGUGCUGCUUUCCUCUCCAGUUUAGCCUGCUUUUAGCUCGUAAUUAAAAAAAUAAAAAAAGGAGGCUAGGGAAGAAAAAAGCGGGGGGGGAAGGAGGCGCUCCAGUAUAUUUUUAAAUGACAAGUGGAAGCAGCACAGUCACCAGGUAUUGUUGAUCUUCCAUAACUUGUUCCUGGCUCUGCCAUAUGGCAGCUGUACAGUGGUCAGUUACUCUGAAUGUGUUUGCAGCCCAUUGAACUCCAUACGUGUUUGUGUUCAUGCAGAGGCACUCCAUUUAACAGUUUCCUUGCAAGAAUGCUGCAAAGCUACAAGCUGCCCUGUGGUUCCUGUGUAUUUAUAGAUAUAUAUUAAAAAAUGAGCCUAGCAUUUUCUUGCUAUGUCUCACCUUUUGGCAGGCUACUAUAUUCACUAUCAAACGAGCACACCACUGCAUGCCAAGGUCUUGUUCUGUUGCAUUUUGUUAACCUUCCGUUGGCUUCCGACUGGUUAAGCGCAGGUUAAUUCCUUGUAGCACAGGUUAUUUUUGACGUACAGCAGCCCAGUUUCUUUGUAGGAAAGAUGCAUUUGUGAAUAAGAACUAUUUUACGACAGGCAUCGGGAUACUUAGUUGUGGCCCAUUGAUAGAAAAGGCAUGUUUUGCCGAAGCAAUGGAACUGCUGGCUGUGAAGAGACAGCAGCAGUCCAGCUACUUUUAUUUUGUUUGUUUUAAUCCAAAGACCACCAGACUUUCCUAGUGGCCGUAGACCCCGUCCCCCUUGGGUUUUAUGGCUCGUCCCAGCUCCUCAAGAUGUCUGCAGCCACCACCUUGACGGUUGCCCUGGGAAUCGCAGCAGCAGCAGCGAGGCGCUUGCUCACUCUUUAGCAUGUCUUGAGGCGUCGUCCUUAGCUGGAAUCCUUCCUCUGGUUCUGUAUAAAUUGCAUUUGUUGUUUCUCACGGGGAUAUUGUACUCCUUAAAGCUUUUAACCUCAUGACCUGUAUAGUAAAUUUUUUUUGGCCUUUCCUCUCUUUGUCUUUUCAUGUAGACCAGAUAUUUGAAAGGGCAGACGAUGGAUAAUUGUGUAACGUGCAACCUGUUUAUAUUUUUUGGAAACUUUUACUUGGACCGGAACUCGAAUCACGGAAUCACCAGGCCAGUUGCGGCACACUCUUUAUUGCCCUUUUUCCUUGUUUCAGUACCUAUUGUUUCUCCUUUCAAAUAUGUGAUUGUAUUAGCUCUUUCCAUAUGAAAGAAUUCUCCUUAUUUAAAUAAAAAAAAUAAAAAAAUAAAGCAGAUUAUGCUUUU
Messenger RNA from Grus americana (Whooping crane), 11735 nucleotides. It is a transcript of the gene PRRC2B, whose product is annotated as proline rich coiled-coil 2B. The record is from RefSeq and is a predicted model, not a curated record. Bases 268 to 7056 code for a protein of 2262 amino acids. Lineage: Eukaryota; Metazoa; Chordata; Aves; Gruiformes; Gruidae. Gene Ontology annotation, biological process: cell differentiation. The transcript is spliced from 33 exons.